Messenger RNA from Drosophila obscura, 2739 nucleotides. It is a transcript of the gene grp, whose product is annotated as serine/threonine-protein kinase grp. Gene Ontology annotation, molecular function: protein serine/threonine kinase activity; tau-protein kinase activity; ATP binding. The record is from RefSeq and is a predicted model, not a curated record. The transcript has 7 exons. The coding region runs from base 953 to 2506 and encodes 517 amino acids. NCBI's taxonomy places the organism in Eukaryota, Metazoa, Arthropoda, Insecta, Diptera, Drosophilidae. Gene Ontology annotation, cellular component: cytoplasm. Gene Ontology annotation, biological process: DNA damage checkpoint signaling; microtubule cytoskeleton organization; protein phosphorylation.
GAAACAGGACGAACGGCCUUCAGCAGGACUUGCAAAAGCUAAAAAAGAAAAACCCGAAAAUAGCUUUACUCGCCAUCAUAGUAGUGUCGUAUAGUAGUAGUUGUACUAUUGUAGUAAACGUUUUUCAAUCGAAUUUCCCGAAAAGCCGAAUCAGAAUGGGGAGGCGAAAACAGACCACGGACCACGAGGAGGAUGUCCCUGCCAAGAGGUGGCGACUUCGGUGUAGAUACAGACACAACGCGGCUCACAGGAUGCCGGAUGGAUACCGUCUGUGUCUGUGUCUCUGCGCGCGCGUGUGUGUGAGUGUGUCCUAAGCUUCGACGAAGACGCGGACUGAGACAUUUUUCAGUGGUGACUUUUUCGACAAAAAAACACGGUUCAAUUCGGUUCGUUUCGGUCUCGAUUCGGAGCGCCUUUUCUUAUAACCCCCUGGGGGUAGUUGUUGCCUUUGCCCGAUGGUGAUGCUUGGAAGGAAAGCUUCUAAGGAGAACGGAGAAAAAAAAUGCAGAAGGAAACGUCCCAAAAACCCGAGUUGGAGAAAAAUAAAGCGGAUCAAGGAGAAGAAGGCAGUCCAAGGAGAGCAAGGAAUAAAGAUGGAACCGCCAGAAUGUGAAGAGUAAAUAACCUCAAAGGAACCGCGAACGCGUGCUCGCUCUGAAAAUGGAGAAGAUGAAUCCCCCGAAACGAUUCCAUUGAUGACACCCAGUCUCCCUCCACCCCUCCUACUGCAGACGCGACGCUAUGCACGAGGUCGCCGCAGAAGCUUUAGCAGGCGACAGAUGACGACGACGAAGAGGACGAUACCACAUGGCGGCAAGGCACCAAUACAACACACAGGAUACGGCCAACAGGAUAUUAAGGCACGCAGCAAAAUAAACAGAACCCAGACCUCCUCCAACCGUGCACCCAGCGAGCGACCGAUAGGAGCCUAUCGGUAGGACUAGGCAAACAAAUGGCGGCUUUUAUGGCAGGAGCAGCAGCAGCCGCCGGUGGAGGAGCUGUUGGCGGAGCCACUCGGGAAUUUGUCGAGGGCUGGACACUGGCGCAGACCCUCGGCGAGGGCGCCUAUGGCGAAGUGAAGCUGCUCAUCAAUCGACAGACGGGCGAAGCUGUGGCCAUGAAGAUGGUGGAUCUGAAGAAGCAUCCGGAUGCCGUCACAUCGGUGCGGAAGGAGGUGUGCAUACAAAAGAUGCUUCAGGACACACACAUUCUGCGGUUCUUUGGCAAGCGCUCGCAGGGCAGUGUGGAGUACAUCUUCUUGGAAUAUGCCGCCGGCGGAGAGCUAUUCGAUCGAAUUGAACCCGAUGUGGGAAUGCCGCAACACGAGGCCCAGCGCUAUUUCACACAACUCCUGUCCGGACUCAAUUAUUUGCAUCAGCGUGGCAUUGCCCAUCGUGAUCUCAAGCCGGAGAAUCUGCUGCUGGACGAGCAUGACAAUGUGAAGAUCUCCGACUUUGGCAUGGCCACCAUGUUUAGAUGCAAGGGAAAGGAGCGGCUGUUGGACAAACGUUGCGGCACUUUGCCGUAUGUGGCCCCCGAGGUGCUCCUGAAGCCAUAUCAUGCACAGCCUGCGGAUAUUUGGUCAUGUGGCGUCAUACUGGUCACCAUGCUGGCAGGAGAAUUGCCCUGGGAUCAGCCAUCGGCCAGUUGUCCGGAGUUCAUCAACUGGAAGGACAAUGAUCGCUGGCAAACACAGACGCCAUGGAGCAAACUGGACACGCUGGCCAUAUCCUUGCUGCGCAAAGUGCUGGCCACCAGUCCGGGCACACGCCUAACCCUGGAGAAGAUUCUCGAUCACAAGUGGUCCAACAUGCAGUUUACCGAGCACGAUCGCUCCUUUGAUUUGGUCGAUUCGGCGGCUGCCCUGGAGAUUUGCUCGCCCAAGGCCAAGCGACAACGUUUGCAGUCGAGUGCCCAUCUGAGCAAUGGCUUGGAUGACUCCAUAUCGCGGAACUACUGCUCCCAGCCGAUGCCCACGAUGCGCAGUGACGAGGACUUUGAUGUGAGAUUGCGCAGCGGUCGUGCCACUGGCGGUCAGGAGAAUCAGGCCGUGGCGCAGGAGGCGCGUCUCAGCUACUGCUUCUCGCAGCCGGCCCUGCUGGACGAUCUGCUGUUGGCCACGCAGAUGAAUCAGACGCAGAGCGCCUCGCAGAACUACUUCCAGCGUCUGGUGCGGCGCAUGACGAGAUUCUUUGUCACCACGCGCUGGGACGACACGAUCAAGCGGCUGGUGGGCACCAUCGAACGGCUGGGCGGAUACACGUGCAAGGCCAGCGAGGAGGGUGUGGUCACGGUAUCCACCAUUGAUCGGAACAAGCUGCGGCUGGUCUUCAAGGCGCACAUCAUCGAGAUGGAUGGCAAGAUACUAGUCGAUUUCCGCCUAUCCAAGGGCUGUGGCCUGGAGUUCAAGCGGCGCUUCAUCAAGAUCAAGAACGCACUGGAGGACAUUGUCAUGAAGGGGCCCACCACAUGGCCCAUUGCGAUUGCAACCAAUUCGGUGCCUUAGUUUUUAUUAGAAUUUUUACCCAAGACUUGACACUGUUUCAUUUGGAUACACUUCCAAGCAUCAAUCAUCACUACCUACCUUCGAAUAGUUUAAGCAAUUUGUAGCAUGUGCUAAACCUACUUUUAGUUCAUGCAUUAUCGACGAUUACGUUUCGUAUUAUUAGCGUAUUAUUACGAUACACUGCCUACUCUACUAUGAUUUUAACUUUGUUGAUUUUUAAACGAAUGCGCCGA